ACGUCGAAGAAUGUGAAAGACUGGUGUGGUCGUCCUUUGAAUGCUACACUUUUCCUCAAUCCAUGGUUCUUGCAACAGGGUUUUCCUUUGAUAACACUAACGAACGACCAACCAACGGGGCAAGUGACGUUCACGCAACAGCCCUUCAAUAAUUACUCUAGUCUUCCAUCAAGUCCCACCUACAAUUAUUCGUGGCCAGUCCCCUUCUUCUGGGCGAACAGUGUGACAUCAUAUUUAAAACCAACGAAGAAAAUGACUUGGCUACCUCCAGCCUACGAAAGUUGUCCUAAUCAAGAAAUGCCUCUCACGAAAGCAAGUGAUGAUACUCCAUUGGAGAAUGUGCACUGGGAGUUAGGAAAUGCUGGAUUGAGUUCACAUGUUCGAGUAGAGUAUGAUGACGUUGGAUUUGAGCGAAUGUUCAAUCGACUGAAACUGCGCAGAGAUCAGGACUUCUCAAUUGCCGAUCAAAUUAUGCUUAUCGGUGAUCAAAUCGCUCUGCUAAACAUAACACGUUUCAUGAUGUUACCGUUUGCAGUACGGUAUGAAACCGGAACAUCGGGACAGGAUGCCUUUAAAAUCUUCAAACGAUUCCUUGCUGAAUGCGGACAGUCAACAACCGGAGUUGACAACUGUACAACGAUUCAUCCGGAUAUAAGGAAAGCUGUCUAUUGCGCAGGUGCAAAGUAUGGUGACCAACAAGCAUUCAAUACACUCCGCAAUUUGUACGAUGGUCAAGUGAAAUACGACUUCUAUUUCUACACUGAGUAUUACGCGAUGCUUGAAGGAAUGUCUUGCUCGAAUAGGAGAAAUGAUAUUUUCGAUGCCAGUGUGCUUGCAUCCGAUAAUCUAGAUGAAUAUAUUGAUGCGUUAACAUCCACAUGGUAUUCACAAGCACGUCUCGAUCAGUUUGAUGAAUUGACGAGAAGUCUUCAGCUUACAACCGAUCAGCAAAAGAUUUUCGAAAAAUACCGCAAUCGAACAGUUGAACAAAUUCUGUGGUGGAAAAACUAUUUCCCGAUUGUCUCACGUGCUUUUUACGAUGAUUUCGUUAUUGGACCAUUCGACAUGGAGAAUUGGCAAAAGCGUUUACUGCAUAAUUUCGAGCCAAUCUCUUAUAAUCUCACAGUUCGACCGCAUUUCCCCGGCGCUGCCCAAUAUCCUUGGUAUCAGAAUUUCACUUUCAAUGGGCACGUAGACAUAACAUUCAAAGUGCUCAAAUCGGGUGCAAAACUCGUUUUGAACUCUCAUCGUAUGGUCAUCGAAGCUGCAAAUAUGAUACUGAAACGAUCAGACGCUGAUAAAACAUACAAAAUCAGUAGUAUCAGAAAGGAUCUUGUCAAUGCCUUCCUGUAUAUUGAUACGGAUGCGCCGUUCACUGCAAAUAGUGUGUGGAUAUUAUCAAUUGACUAUGUCGGUUUCAUAUUCGCGAAGCCAAGCAAAGGCGUUUAUACGAAUACGAAUUAUUUUGAAUUCAACGACAAAAAAGCUUGGAUUUUCUCGACUUAUUUCGAGUCAGGUCCAAGUGCAAGAUCGCUGGUGCCUUGUUUCGAUGAGCCGAACUAUAAGGCCCGCUGGCAAGUGACAUUGGAUCAUCCAGCAGAUAUGAUUGCACUNGGAAAUAUGCCUGAUGAAGGAUUUAAGGUUUCGAAAGAUGGCUGGUCCACAACGUACUUCCCGCUGACACCUCCAAUGUCAAGCUAUUUGCUUGCGGUUGCAGUUGGGCACUUCGCAUCACUGGAAACCGUUUCAGAAACGGGCGUGCUGGUGCGUGCCUGGGCAUGGACUGGCAUGGAAGUGUAUGCUGAACAUGCACUUAAGGCUGUGGUUGGUGAGGUGGAUUUCAUGGCAACACACUUCGAUUUCCCGUUUCCGCUUCCAAAACUUGAUGUCCUCGCACUCCCGCAAUACACAACAAUGAAGGGUGCUGAAGAGCAUUGGGGUCUAAUCCAUGUUGCAUAUCGCCGAGAAUUGCUCGAUCCUCUUUAUGCGACUGCUGCAACUUAUGCGGACGUUGCGAAUGUUUGUGCACAUGAGACGGUCCAUCAGUUAAGAAAAUCAGAAAAAGAAGCACCAAAUUCCGAAGAUUAUUCUCGUCUCGGCAAUAGUCUAUCAAUUCACUUUUUGCAGUGGUUCGGUGAUUUGGUAACGACUGUGUUUUGGCCGCGAAUCUUCCUCAAUGAAGCUUUUGCGAAUUAUUGGGAAACGAACGGCGUAGAAAGAGCAUUCCCGGAACAAGCCAAGUAUAAUAAAUUCGAACGCUAUCAUAAAGGUUUACUGGGAUUUGCGGCUGACUCGAAAAUUGGUACUUCCAAACCAGUUAUACCUGAUGCACCGAAGUACUUCACUGCUAUUCCAUAUAAUAAGGGUGCCAGUUUGCUGAACAUGUUAAGCAAUACGAUAACACCACGAGUGUUGAAACUUGGUCUCCGCAAUUACCUGCAUAAGUAUCAGUACAAGAAUGUGAACGAUACACAAUUGUGGAGUGAGUUAACGAAGGUCGCAGAUGAUGAACACUUGCCCAGUUGGGACGACCAACCUUUGAACGUGGCCACGCUGAUGGAUCCUUGGAUGUAUCAGGUGUCGUUUCAUGUAACCAGUCUCAAUGAUGUUCCUAAGAAUAUGUAA
This is a messenger RNA of Anisakis simplex (herring worm), 2625 nucleotides long. Lineage: Eukaryota; Metazoa; Nematoda; Chromadorea; Rhabditida; Anisakidae. The record is from the annotation of a GenBank genome assembly.